Molecule: messenger RNA, 1740 nt
Organism: Aplosporella prunicola CBS 121167
Lineage: Eukaryota; Fungi; Ascomycota; Dothideomycetes; Botryosphaeriales; Aplosporellaceae
Exons: 1
Coding region: 1-1740 (579 amino acids)
Biological process (GO): regulation of transcription by RNA polymerase II
Cellular component (GO): nucleus
Source: RefSeq, a predicted model, not a curated record
AUGGCCGACGUCCGCAAGAGGCCUGCCUCUGUUGAGUCCGAUGGACCAGCUGCCAAGAAGGCCCGCCAGCAGCUGCCGACGCCACACGACUCUGACGCCGCCUCCGAGCAGAACACGGUCGUGCCGGACACGCCGCUCACGCCCUUCUCCGUCGACCCCAACCGCAGCCGCGUCAAAUGCUACCACUGCACCUACCCCAACUGCGGCAAAGCGUUCAAUCGCCCGUGCCGACUGGAGGAGCACCUACGCUCACACACCGGCGAGCGACCAUACGCGUGCACCUUUGCCGGCUGCAACAAGGCCUUCAACCGCCAGACGCACCUGAACCGGCACAUCAAGGACGAGCACGACCAGCAGCGCGACCACGCGUGCGACUGGCCCGGCUGCGGCAAGAGAUUCGGCACCGCGACGCGCCUGCGCAGGCACCAGGAGGCCCACGAGAGCAAGUUCCACUGCACCGACUACCCGCCCUGCAGCGAGACGUUCCGCAAGCACUCGACGCUGCAGAAGCACGUGCUGUCGGCGCACCUGGGCCGGCGCCCGUACCAGUGCUCCCACGUCGACGAGGACACGGGCAAGCAGUGCACGCAGGCGUACGAGACGGCGUCGAGCCUGCGCGCGCACGAGGGCCGCGUCCACGGCGGCGCGCGCUACUUCUGCACACAGUGCGCGCCGGGGGCAGACGCGGAAGCGGCCUCAGUAGCAGAAGACGGGCAGACGCCGACGACGCUGGCCGAGGCCCCGGGCUUCGCGACGUACGCGCUGCUCCAAGCACACAUCAAAUCGGUGCACCCGCCGACGUGCGCGCACUGCGGCCUCACAUGCUCGACGCACAAGCAGCUACAAGCGCACAUCGACCUGGCGCACAGCGGGGUCCCGCUCGAAGCGCGGCGCAAGUACGUGUGCCCGCACGCCGGCUGCGGCCAGGGCUUCACCAAACAAGGCAACCUGAACGUGCACAUCCAGGCCGCGCACAAUGGGGUGCGGCGCUUCGUGUGUGGCGACUUCGACCCCGCCUCCAGCACCAAGGACUACAUCCGGGCAUGGACGGGGGCGGGCGCCUGCGGCCGCGGCUUCGCCACAAAGGGCAAUCUCGAGGAGCACAUCCGCACGCAGCACCUCGGCCUCGAGGGCACGCGCAAGGCCAAGCUGAAGGCCAAGUCCCUGCAACACAAUGACAGCGCACCUGAGACAGAGACAGCAACGACGACGACGCGCCCGCGCCGCACGCGCAAGGACGGCCCCGUCAGCCUCGCCUCGCGCCUGACGGGCGCAGGCUACGCCGAGGAAUCCGGCCGCGCCAUCGCGUGCAUCUUCGCCGACUGCGCGCACCGUUUCCACCGCGACUUCGACCUCGAGUUCCACCUGGGGGCUGCGCACGGGCUGAGCGCGCGCGACGUCGCAGAGGCCAUGACGGAGCGCGCGGCGUUUGAGGGGGGGCGGUUCUGGAUUGGUGGGGCCGAGGAGGUGGAGGUGGAUGCGGAGGGGGAGUGGGAGUGGGAGUGGGAGGGCGCUGGGCAUGGGCAUGGUCAUGGUCAUGGUCACGGCCAUGGACAUGGACAGUGGGGGAUGGGGAUGGAGGCGGGCGUCAUGGGCGAGGAGGACGAGGACGCGUGGGCGCAGGCGGAGCUGGAUCGGCGCGCGGGCAUCGUGGAUGCGGGACCGGGGGUUGAGAUUGGGGCCGGGGGCGGCGAGCUCAGCGCCGUGUGGGAUUACGUGCAGUACAUGCCUGAGGCGUGA